AUACUACAAAACGGUACUCCAAUGCCUCAGGAUCAAUGCCAAGUAUGAUCUAACGCUAUAUGGACUAGUAUUCAUUGAUACAUCUCAUGUCUAAAGAUUGGGGGAAGCUGGUAGUGGCCAGCUUGGAUUGUUUGCUUCUGUUCUUUAUCUGCCACAUCACUCUCUGUGUUGCCAGUCAAAAGCGCUACACAUUCGCCCUGCAUUCAGACCGUAAAGGUCAUCGUUCCGGCCUAAAUGAAGCGGUCACGCUCUUGUUCACCUACGUUUUUAGCCAUAAAGCAACGUAAGCCGGUUUCCCCGACCACUUGUCUUACGUAUGAUGCUCUUGAGGAGCACAAUCACAAUAACCCAUCUCUCCCCCUUGUGUGCUCUUAGAGAUGGCUUCAGAGGAGAGGGCGCACAGUUUAUCAGAUACCCCAAUAAUACCUCCUUCUACACGCUCUUCGCAAAGGUCGCGAUCCAGCAGUCCGAUUAGACCCAAUGCACAAUAUCGGGGCGGCCAUCUUCGGCGCGCAAAGAUCUUCGUUUGCGAUGAAAUACCCGCAAGUAUCAGUUAUUAUGCAGAUACAAGUAUUUUUCAUCAUUUAACCAACUAUGGCAAUAAUAAUCUUCACCAAGUUUCCCAGAUUUCUUGUUAGAUGUUUGUUCCACUUGUGAAUGUCACUGACAAAUAAAGAGUAGUACCCGAUUUGAACCCUCGCUCAAUGACGAACUGGACGAAGAAGCUUCGGUCGGAACCCUCGCAGAUCAGCUCAAAGUUCCAGAAGAUUUUCUAGUUACAGGGCUUCUGGAAACUGGAGAUCUAUAUUCUUUCACUUGUUCCCGAAACCCUAACUCUGAAUGCGCUAAGCCACUUCGAGAAACUAGGGGAAUAUCUUUUGAUCCGUAUAUGCAAUACAGACCUAGGCUGCUGGCCACCACUGCCUUCUAACCCUGCGACGGCUCCUAAUUUAGCUCAAAGCUAUAUGGUCACAUAACCCAUACUGAUCCUCUGCAGAUAGCAGAAAUGUCCCAAUAAGA
Aspergillus alliaceus is the source of this 1020-nucleotide messenger RNA. RefSeq lists its product as uncharacterized. Lineage: Eukaryota; Fungi; Ascomycota; Eurotiomycetes; Eurotiales; Aspergillaceae. The record is from RefSeq and is a predicted model, not a curated record. The transcript is spliced from 2 exons. Bases 378 to 638 code for a protein of 86 amino acids.